CAUGGCGACUAAGUGCACUUUCGCUGCUAGUCACUUUCGCUGAUAUUUAAAUGUGAUGUUGGGAUAGAUAGCAGAGCAAAAAUUUUUAAAAUAUGUCAGUUCUACAGGUAAAAAACAUUGUGAAAGAUGAGCAAGAGAAAGGUGUACCUGUCUUGGAUGAACUCCAUCCUGAGUGAAAUAGGACAAGAAAUAGAAGGAAUUCCCAACAUCCAGGAGGGGAAACCCCUAUGUCAAGUCAUUGAUGUCCUGUGUGGGGAUUCCAGACUCCUCCAGACAGCUCAGGAGGCUGACCCCUGUGAUGCAUUGCACUAUCUCCAGGCAGUGGUUGACCAUAUGACGAAAAGCAAGGUCAAGUUUACCUUCAAAGUACAAGAUAUACUUGAUGGAGACGUUAAGUCCAUGUUGGAUGUUUUAUGGUUGACCAUUCUCAAUUACGGAAUACACAAUAUAGAGCAACCGCCACAGGAAAGAAGCGUGGGAGUUGGAAAGAAACACCUGUUAGAGUGGUGCCAAAAGGAAUUGUCCACGGAAUUUGAUUCCCGCAACACACUUACAUAUAAUUUGUGUACUACAGGGGAUUGGUUUAUUCAACUUCUGAGAAAAUUUGUCAGUGAAGGUGACCAACCAGAGGUGAGGAACAAGGAGAAGGAGUUAGAGGCUCUUUUGGAAGUGUUGGAGAAACAACUGGGCAUUCGCCAGGACAUCGUCAACCCAACAGAUGUCAUUGAAAGCACCAUAGAUGAGCACACUUUGAUGAUCUAUAUCUCUCUGCUGAAAAGAAAGGUUUCAUUAGGCCAAUUAGAGUAUACUGAAGAUAGAGUAGAGAGUGAAAAACAGUCAUCUCAGGAAAUCUCAAGUUCUGGUUCACCUGAGAGGAGGAAAAAAGCCUCACCUCUGGUCAAACAUUCAUCAGUGGAUGAUUUAGCAGACGAUAAUUCUGAUUGGUUCUCCUCGUCCAAUGGUUCUGUGAAGUCUGUUGAUCCAGAUGUAACUCCUGAGGGUGAGAGUCUGAUCAUAAAAACAAUUUCUGAACAAGUGUCAGAACAUUUACCUCUGGAAGGAGAUGAAGAUGAGGAAAGUGUAAGUGUGUUGUCUGGAUCCAUUUCCCUAACAACUGAUAAAAAAGAAAAACUUCCCAUACAAAAAUCUGAAACAAAGGAAAAUACCCUAAAGAAAAACACUGAGCAGAAAGAGGAAGAGGAGAUACAUCCCAAGGAAAGUGCUGAACAAGACGAAGUAUUACAAAUAAAUGUGGAUGAAACUUUUUUGAAGGAAGGACUUGAGAAAAUAACACCCAAAAGUGAGACAAAUGUAAAAGAACCCCUUCCCAUUGUGUCUAGGACUGUGAAACGGCCAAGGACAACUGAGUCUAUUAUGGCAGAUGCCAGACAGAAGUUUGAAAACAGAAAACAAGAAUGGCAGAAAAUGGAAGAAGCUCGUAAAACUCUUGAACAGCAACAAGAAGGUGAUAAUUUUUCAAUUACAUCAAGUGAUUUAGACAAGUCAAGUAUGAAAGAAGGUGACUCAAAAUCUCAGGAGGAAAUAGAAAUAGGUGCAGAGGCAGGCUAUCAAGGAACAUUUGGAAUGACUCCACCUUACUAUUAUCCAGGUAUAGGUAGAGGUAUGCCUAUUUUCAUUGUGCCUGGACAGGGAAGUAGUGCAAGUCCGGAAAUGCAGUUCUUUCUUCAGGCUCUUCGACAAGCCAGGCAUGAGGCUAAUUUCCAUGAUCAGGAAACAAACAGACCAAGAGACCAGAGUCCUCAAGGUCUUCAUAAUUUACUAGAUUUAAAUGCUGUGGAUGAUGUUGCACCAAAUGUGGUACCAGAGGGUGAGCAUAGCAAACAAAGAGAAGCAGAUAAUGAGGGUAGGGGAGUGACCUUUGCACCUAAUGCAACAUCUGCUUCUCAACUAGAUGGUAGUGUUGACCUUUCAAACUUGCCAACAAAUAAACGUGGAAUUCUGGAAGUUGUGGGUGACGGGUUUGAAACAAGUCACAAUAUUUUAGAAAUAUCAAAACCAUUGAGAGAUAGGAAAGCAAAUACUGGUGAAAGUGAUGGAGAGCAGAGAACAUUUCCGAGAGUUGAUAUUGUGGAACCUCUGAAAGAGAAGAUACAAAAGGAUUUGCAAGUUGGAAGGAACAGAAAAAGGGAAAGAAAAUCACCAGAAAGGCCAGCAGUAUAUAGGCCACGUUCAUUGACUCCUGGGUCAGGCUUAGAGGAGGAGACAUACCCAAAAUCCAUUUUGAAGGAUAGGUCAUCAAGCAGAUCUAAAUCUCCAAGUCUAGAAAGAAGUAGUCCUGAUAGAGCAUUCAGCAGGGAGAGGCUUACCAGAUCUGUAGACUUUAGUCAGGAAAGAUCCCCUAGGAGUAGUUUAGAAAGGUCGCCUAGAGCAAGUAUAGAAAGGUCACCUCGAACAAGUUUAGAAAGGUCUCCAAGAUCUAGUCUUGAGAGAGGAUCUGUGAAAGGAGAUAAAUCUCCAAGGUCUCCUAGAGCAAAAUCCCCUGCUGAAGAAACUCAAGUGGCAGAUGUGACUUCACCAGGCAGACACAGUAGGGAAACUGACCCAAAUAGAAGAUUAGUGAGAGUCCUCAACCGAGAAUUGGAACUCUUAAAAUUAAAAAUGGACGUUUUAGAAAAGUCAAAUCUAUCAGAUGAUACGGAAUUGGAAGAUAUUGACAAACUCACCAAACAACUUUCUGAACAGGUCCAUGAGAAGAUUGCAAAGAGUCCAGAAGCAAGAUCACCACGGAUUUCUCCUACGAGAUCUCCAAGAUCACCUAUUUCACCAAGAAGAUCAUCCAGAUCUCCAGAUUACACAAGAGGAAGAAUGUUCAGACAGCGAAAGGAUGAAGAAACUAGUCCUGUGAGGUCAAAGUCUGAAACAAGAUUACACUCUAGUGCUUCACCAGAGCAGUAUACACCUGAUUCUUACACAUCACGAAGUUUGCAGGACUUAUCAAUCACUGAAGCACCUGAUGGCAAUUUAACAUUUGCUCCAACUCGAAGAGGACAGCCUAUAAGUUUAGGAUAUUCUAGUCCAAUACGGAAAGUCUCUGAAGAAAUCUGGGGGAUUGAUUCUUCAGAUAAUCUUGGAUAUGAUCCUAAGAAAGUAGAAAAAUGGAAAAAGCUAGCAAACAAAUCACGUAUAUCUGAUCAAGAUCUUAUAGAACUGAAACAAGCUCUUGCCACUGCCAUUACAGAAAAUGACAUUUUACAAGCAAAGUUGAAAAAUUCAAAUGUUGAAAUGACAGAAAAAAUGGAGAAAACUAAUGAUGUACUAAAUGAUUGUAGAGCUCAUCUUUCAAGGUCCCAGGCAGAAAACAUGGAAUUGAGAACACAAUUAGAGAAAGAAAAAACAAGAAAUGAAAGUACAGAGGAAAGACUUCGAGAAACUGAGAAACAGUUACAGGCAGCUAAAUCCAGCAUUGAUGACCUGGAGGCUGAACUGGAGCAAACAAGAAACUUGCUAGCUGGCAGCUCCAAAAAAGACAUUCCUACACUUCAGUCCCUGACUGAGGAAAGGGAUAAUUUCAAAAACAUUUUAGCAAAUACACAGAGAGAAAAUACAGAACUCAAAGAGGAUUUGGCAAGGGAAAAGAAACUUACUGGAAAGCAACAGAGCAUCAUCAACGAUCUCAAAAACAUCCUCGAUGAUGCCAGGAAAGAAAGAAAGCAAUUAUUCUGGGAAUUAUCAAAAUUUCAGAAACAAGGUCAACUAUCCAAAGUUAGUGGGAUUAUUGGAAAAUAUAUAGAAAACGGCCUUUAUGAUGAUGAUGAUGAAGAAGAGGAAGAGGACUUUGAAGAGCCAGUAAAUGGAUACACCAUCAAAGGCCAACCAAAUGGAUUUACAAAAGAUUCUUUUCUGACUCCUAGAAGAAGAGAAAUCCCUACAGAUGUCAAAAUGACAUCAACUCCUACCUACAGAUCCCGCUCCGAAUCAGCUGGCAGUUCUCGGCGCUUUUAUGAUGAUACCUUCCAAUCAUCACCUCAGAAACCUAGUUCUUAUACUUCAGGAAGAUCCACUCCCAUCUCUGUUGGAAGAGAAAGUGGAUACGAUGAAAUGUCUCCCCCUAAUUCAGCUCGCCAUGAAAUUUACCCUCACAGAAGGUCACAGUCUUAUAAAUCAAACUUCAAUUCAUCUGUUGGAGAAGCAGACGAUGACUCAGUAGAUGAUCUGGAAGUUCAAAGAUAUUUCAUUAAACGACCAAUCGGUAGAUUUGACGAAGAUAAAGAUGAACAGGAUGACUAUAUUCAGCGAACUCCAAAAAAAGAUUUGAGAAAGAGUCCAACAAUAAGAUCAAACAGUCCCAGUCGCAGCAGGAGUCCAAAAGGAAGAAAUUUUAGCGAGGAGAAGCCAGCAAAGAGACAUUUAGUUUAUAGUCCAUAUUUAAUGAACUCUAAUGAUGCCAUCAGACCUCAGAGGUCUUAUGUUAUAUCCCCUAGAAACACUCGAUACGACAAUACAAAGGAAACAAUUGAAUGUAUUGUAGAAUCUCCUAUUGACAAUCGCUAUAAAGAGGAGUACCAAAGACCAAGUCGGUAUGAUUUACAGAGUCCAAACGGCGACAAAACGUUUAUGAAGGCUCUGGAGUAUGCCGUCCAACAAGAGAGCUGUAAUCGUUACUACAAUACUGAUGACUAUGGACCUCCAUAUCGGUCUUCCAGCUACGGACCCACGCGGUCUUCCUAUGGCUCAUCCGUUUCACCACAACGAAAUAAUGCUAACAUCAGAAGCAUCCUCAAAAACGCUAAAAGCGAAACCAACUUAAGUAUUAAAGAAGGAAUUAAUAGCGCUCAUCGGCGCUCAUACGGCUCACAGUCAGUCUCUCCAACUCGAAGUCCCGUUAGAACUCCCACGAAAGAAAUCGGUUCUCACGGGUCCUCAUACACAUACAAACCUUAUGACGGCAGCAAGACGUGUUCAUCUCCCACAAAACCCAUUUACUCUUCAGGACUGAAGCGGAGCGGCUCUCUCCGCACCGCCAGGGAAAUUUUCGACGACGAGUUAUCACCAGUUAGACCAGUAACUCCAAUAAGAUAUCAACAUCAGCCAUUUGGAAGUCCACCAUUGUUAACGGAAGAGGAGAGGAGAUAUGCAGAUAUUCUUGUAGCAAAAUACACCAAACAACAUGGCUUUGGACGAACCGUGGCCAUAUAGUAAACUCAAUGUAACCAUGCUCCCUAUAGGAAGGAACGCAUUGAAUCUGUUGUGGAAUAAUGGAUGCAAAAGGGGAAAAGUAAGGAUGCAUUCAAACAUUGAUUGUGCGGCCGGGGCAUACAAUACUAAAAUGAUUAUUAUAACAUAUAUAUAUUAUAACAUACAUAUUAAUGUUAAAAGGUGGCGGAAUUUUGUUUUGAAUUAAAGAUUAAUGUUGUGAUUGAAAGUCUGCAAAGUAACAGCUGCAAGGUGAAAGGGUUGUCAAACAAAGCUUCGUGCGUACUUAAUCAGACGGGGAUACACUGGGCCAUGUCUUUAUUUCAUUGAAAAUCAUGUUUGGUCAUGUAUACAGUCAAAAAAUUCAUAACUGAGUAGAAAGCUAUGUUACAACAUGGCAUUUUCAUUGAAAAACGGAUUGGUUCAAUGUUGACUGUGUGAUUGAUUUUGGAAAGAGAGAAAAAAAUGAGAAAUGUUCUUGUUGGCAGAAAAACUAUUCGCUUUGACAUGGAAGAUUGCGUUGAGUGUGACGUAUGUCGGGCUCGGUAUAACAAACUUCGUAGGAAGCAUCAGGGAACAAGACUGAAGGUACAAGAGUUAUCGAA
Messenger RNA from Saccostrea echinata, 5759 nucleotides. RefSeq lists its product as uncharacterized. Lineage: Eukaryota; Metazoa; Mollusca; Bivalvia; Ostreida; Ostreidae. The transcript has 14 exons. The record is from RefSeq and is a predicted model, not a curated record. Gene Ontology annotation, molecular function: protein binding. The coding region runs from base 127 to 5157 and encodes 1676 amino acids.